AUGACCCUUGCUCGCAGGGAGUACACCCACGACGCGCCGCCCGGCACCGACUUUCUUGAUGCAGACGGCAAGGCACACUCCGUGCACUACCCUAUGCCGUCCGACUCGAUCCACGACCCGCUCGUGUGGAAGCCAGCUUACAAGGCUGCCACAUACUGGCUCGGAGCUUGGUGGGUCUUCUGGGCGUGUCUGCCGGUCGGAGCGCUCUCGUUCAUCUACCCUGCCUUGAUCCGAGACUACAACAUGACGCCUGUCGACAUCUCGAGGGUAAUGGGCUGGAACGGACUCGUUCUCGCGCUCGUCGGAUUCAUCUUGCUUCCUUACGCUUCUGCAUAUGGUCGUCGCCCCAUGAUCCUUCUGAGCAACCUCGUCAGCAAGUUAAACCCCAUCGCCGGCCUCAUCUGGAUCACUCAGACGCACACGCAUCGCAGCUUCCUGUGGGCGCGCAACGUCUAUAGCAUAGGCGCCGGCGCCAUCGAGUUCCUCGGCCUCUGCCUCGCAGGCGACCUCUUCUUCACGCAAGAUGCGGGUUUCUGGCACGCAAUUGGCUUUGCGUCGCUUGUCCUAUCGUCGAAUGUGGGCGCGCCGAUUCUCGGGGCGUUCGAGCAGCGGAAUCACGGCUGGCGCAACUUCUUCUGGUUCUUGGCAGGCAUCCUCAUCUUCACCCAAGUCGUCUUCGCCGUCUUCUUCCCCGAAACGCUCUGGCACCGCACGAACGCCUCUUCUCGCGGCGAAUUCGUCUCGAGCGACCCGUCCGGCACGACCGCCCAGUCCGAGCCUGAGACCGUCUCUCACGACGACGAGAAGGAUGAUAAGUCGCCCUACAGUCCCGCCACGACAGACAUCUCGACCGUGAACGGCCUCUCCACCGCCCAAGCCGCCAUCAUCGCCAACGUCGGCAAAGGCUACCCCAGCACAGCGCAGCGCUACUCCGUCUUCCCUCCACGCAACAAGCAGUACUCGGUCGUGCAGAACAUGCUCGACAUGCUCGUCCUGUCGUCCUUCGGGUCAAUCAUCCUCUUCACGAUCUGGUGGUCCGCGUUCUGCGGUUUCCUCAUUUCGACCGGCUUCGUAGCGAGCGCCAUCUGGGCUGCGCCGCCAUACAACUUCGGUCCUGUCGCCGUCGGCUGCACGAACAUCCCGCCGACAAUUGGCAUCUUCCUCGGAUUUUUCGUCGCGGGGCCGGUUGUCGAUCGGGACGUCGCGCAGCAGGCAAAGCGGAACAACGGCGUGCGGGAGGCGGAGAUGCGGUUGCGGUCAGCGAUUGCUGGCGGAGUCGUCGCCGUCGUCGGGCUUGUCAUCUAUGGCAUCGGACUCGAGCGACAAUGGCACUGGUCAGCAAUCUUGAUCCCCGGUAUCGGUCUGAACCAAUUCGCAUCCGCCUUCUCCGUCGUCGCCAUCUCGUCGUACGCUACGGACGUUUACAAGCAGUACGCCCUCGAGAUCGGCUUCAUCACGACGCUGUUCAAGAACAGCUGGGUCUUCGGUCUCGGCUACUUCAUGAACGAUCUCUAUGUCCGCGUCGGUCCGCUCAAGAUGACUGUCCUCAUCUCCAUCCCGCUCUACGCAGCGAUCGUCUUGACCGUUCUCUUCCUCUGGAUCGGAAAAGCUACCCGCCGCUUCAGCGCCAAGUUCGCCAUCAUGCAGCGCGACUAA
Messenger RNA from Rhodotorula toruloides NP11, 1656 nucleotides. Its product is annotated as MFS transporter. NCBI's taxonomy places the organism in Eukaryota, Fungi, Basidiomycota, Microbotryomycetes, Sporidiobolales, Sporidiobolaceae. Gene Ontology annotation, molecular function: transmembrane transporter activity. Gene Ontology annotation, biological process: transmembrane transport. The record is from RefSeq and is a predicted model, not a curated record. The transcript has 11 exons. Bases 1 to 1656 code for a protein of 551 amino acids.